This is a messenger RNA of Vigna unguiculata (cowpea), 1057 nucleotides long. RefSeq lists its product as uncharacterized. Lineage: Eukaryota; Viridiplantae; Streptophyta; Magnoliopsida; Fabales; Fabaceae. The record is from RefSeq and is a predicted model, not a curated record.
CCCACUGCAUUACUAAAACAUAAAAGCACAAUAUCUCAAAACCAAGUUUUCUCUCUCUCUCUCUCUCUCUCACUCUUCAUCCUCCACCCUCUUACUCUCUAGUUUUUCCUCCACUUCUCUCUUCUCUUCUUUCUAUGAUAGUAGCGUUAAUUACCAACGCAAGCAGAGAGAGCAGAACAAGAAAUAAUGAGAAACACCAUACGGUGUUGCAUCUCUUGCAUUCUUCCAUGCGGAGCACUGGACGUAAUCCGCAUAGUGCACUCCAACGGCCGCGUCGAGGAAAUCACCGGCUCCGUCAAGGCCAGCGAGAUCAUGAAGGCGCACCCCAAACACGUGCUCAAGAAGCCAUCCUCGCCCUCCACCCAAGACGGCGUCGUUCCCAAGAUCGUCGUCGUCCCUCCCGACGCUGACCUCCAGCGCGGCAAGAUUUACUUCCUCAUGCCCCUCCCCUCUCCCCCCUCCGACAAGAACCACCGCCAGAGACCCUCCUCCGGAAAGAAGAAAAGGAAGGACCACCACGCCGAGAGAAUCCACCACAACCGCAAUCACAGCAACAACAACAACAACAGUGACGCCAUUUCCGUGGCCAACUUGCUCGUCUCGAACGAUCGCUACUUGACUGAAAUACUCUCUGAGAAGCUUUCUACGCAGAGAGACAGAAGACGAGGUCGUGUCGCCGUUUGGAGGCCUCACCUGGAGAGCAUUUCCGAGUCACCACCUGAUAUAUAACUACUGUAAACGCUUCUUCUUCCUUAAUUGUUCAAUAUCUUAAGCCUCUCCCUCCUAUAUUAUAUUAUAUUAUAUUAUACCAACAUAUAUAUAUUUCCAUCUUCCAAACUUCAAAACCCGUUUUUCUAAAUUCAACUAAAAAAUUUCGUUUCAUUUUUCUCAGUCAUAUAGGCUUAAAAAUAUAGGAAUACGUGUCUACCGAAAGAAGCCAGUUUGUAUCAGUAGCUGAAAAUAUUGGUAUAUGAAGUAAUGAGAUGAUAAUACGUUGUGAUUUUGAGAAGUGAGAUCGUUUUUGAAUAAAAUUCGGGGAUCACAAGUGCUCAACUUU